Lycium ferocissimum is the source of this 809-nucleotide messenger RNA. RefSeq lists its product as uncharacterized. The transcript has 2 exons. The coding region runs from base 1 to 789 and encodes 262 amino acids. NCBI's taxonomy places the organism in Eukaryota, Viridiplantae, Streptophyta, Magnoliopsida, Solanales, Solanaceae. The record is from RefSeq and is a predicted model, not a curated record.
AUGGCUUGGAUGCUUGGUUUUGCGCAAAUGAGAAGAGUCAUAGCUGUCGAUGGGACAUUCUUGAAGAGCAAGUAUGAAAGAGUGUUGUUGUCAGCCGUGGCGCAAGAUACGGAGAAUCAUGUUUUUCCUAUGGCAUUUUGUGUAGUGGACAAGGAGUGUGAUGCCUCAUACAAAUUUUUUGAACAAAUGAGAAGCUUUGUAGAUGAUACCAAAGAGUUGUGCAUAAUUUCUGAUAGGCAUCCAAGUAUCAAAAAGGCAGUUUCAAUUGUCUUCCCUUUAUCUCAUUAUGGUUGUUGCAUGAAGCACCUUGGGGAAAAUCUCCGAACCACCUUUCACAAUACGAAGGUCGUAUCUCAGUUUUAUAAAGCAGCAAAAUCGUACAAUAUAGAUGAGUUCAAUGACCAUUUCAAUCAAAUAAGAGAUACCGUGCCUGGGGCCGCCGAACAUCUUGAACGUGUUGGAUUCCACAGAUGGAGCAGGGUAUUCUUCCCCGGAAAUAGGUAUAAUCUUAUGACGUCAAACAUUGCUGAGUCGGUGAACUCAAUGUUCAAUGUUGAAAGAGAAUUUCCCAUUACUGCUUUAUUUGAUGCCAUAAACAGGAGAUUUGCAGAAAACUUCAUGAGAGGCGUAUGGAGUUCAUCGACUCACCAAACAUCUUUGUUCCUUCAGUUGAAAAAAAAUUUCAAAAUUUGUCAACUUGGGGAACAAGUUAUUAGCCCAUCAAAUAGCCAACUACAAGUUCAGCGUCAUCGGUCACGGUGCAGUUGCGACAAUCGAUCUGCAAAGUAGAUCUUGUACUUGUAGAGUUU